Molecule: messenger RNA, 2015 nt
Organism: Patiria miniata (bat star)
Lineage: Eukaryota; Metazoa; Echinodermata; Asteroidea; Valvatida; Asterinidae
Product: prenylated Rab acceptor protein 1-like
Exons: 6
Coding region: 66-641 (191 amino acids)
Cellular component (GO): Golgi apparatus
Source: RefSeq, a predicted model, not a curated record
UGGUCCAAUGAACCAUAAUCUUUCUGUAAACGUAGUCUGGGGACAGUGAAGUGACAACCGCAUCAAUGGCUGAAGUUGAAGAAGAAAUUUCGGGCGAUAUUGUUGUGCCAUUAUCCGACGAGAAAACAGGCAUGUCCAUCACCCUGUCAAACGCCGGGGCACGGGAGUGGAUCCAGAAGAAACGGGCGUCGGUCCGUCCCUGGACGGAAUUCCUGAAGACAUCACAGUUCUCCAGGCCCAAGGGCGUCAAGGAAGUCACCACGCGUGUCGUAGCCAACAUCGAGACGUACCAGAGCAACUACCUGUUUGUGUUUGUGGGUCUCCUCGUUUAUUGUCUUAUUACAUCACCGCUGUUGAUUGUGGCCUUGGUGGUCCUGUUUGGUGCCUGCUACUGGAUCCGAGUCAAGAACGAGAGCAAGAAGCUGAGUCUAUUGGGCUACGAGUUCACAUUAUUCCAGCAGUACGGGGCCGUAGCUCUGUUGUCGUUCCCACUGUUUUUCGUCGCCGGUGCCACAUCAGCUGUGUUCUGGGUCAUAGGUGCGUCGUUUUUCUUCAUAAUGCUGCAUGCGGUCAUGUUUGAGCCAAUCGCAGAACAGGACGACGAAGAAAUCACCAUGGAAGAAGUAUCAUUCGGCCAAUAGAAGCUUCCCUUGCACGACGCAGCCAAGCAUGAAAACCCUUGUUAUUAGUGCUCAUAUAAUACACCUGUCCUGAUUGGUUGAAAGCAGAGCCCCGGUUCCAUUUUAGUGAAUUAAUCGGUGAGGGGUUACUUUCUUCCUUCUACCCUUGGUUUUUCUAACGGGAGCUGCGUUUGGUAGAUAGUCAUGAAGUUGGCACAUUGAGCAUUUUGACCCUUUUGUUUUUGCUGCAAAAACUGGUCUCAUGGUCUGAUGACCAGAGGAGUAUAAUUGACCUAUCGUCGUUUGCGAGUUAGCCACGCCCCUAGACAACCCUAUGGAGUUUUUGUACACUUAGUUUUGUUUGUCUCAGGAUUUUGCGCGUUACGCGUCCAUUUGUAUGUAAUUGGACAAUUUCACAAGCUGCGUUGACGCGAUUCUAAUGCGAUUCUAACGCGAUAGGUCAAUUGUACUGGUUGUCAGCAAGUUCUCACAGAUUUUUUGUAUAUUAGGAAAAUUAAUUCAAGAUAGAUGUCUCAUCUGCAAAAUACGCUGUAACAACCAUUACUCAGUCAAAAAUUCCAUGAAAGUGUGAGUCACUGUGGACUGCCGGUAGGUGCAAAGUGGUAAAUACAGUGAAAUCUCGAUCAGUCAAACCUCAAGGGAACAGGCUCAAAAUUUGACUUAAGCAGAGUUUUGAGUUAAGCAGGGUUGUAUAUCAUUGUUAUACUACUGAAGGGAAUGGAUUCUUUGUUUGACUUAACAGUUGUUUUGAGUUACGGUAUCAGAGUUUGACUUAUGGAGAUUUCACUUUAAACUGGCAUUUAAUUAAGGGGUCAACAUGGUCAUAUGGUGUGGGUUUUCAUGCUCACCUGUAGUACCUAAAAUUAGCAGUCUGUGUAAAGGUUUGUUUAUUGUUCGCUCGUACCCCCCGCCCUGCAAACAGGACGCUGGUCAGGGCUGACGUCAUUUGAGCUCUCAUUGGAUAGAUUUGCGUGACCUGUGACGUAGAACGCGUCACACAAACUAGCUUCCGGUGCCCAUCAUGCGUAGCGCGUUAGCUGCAUGCGAAGGUCAAUCUGUACUUCCUUCACAAGAUUCUGUGAAGCUCAUCAGCCCUUACCAGCGCCCUGUUUGUAGGGCGGGGGGUACGAGCAAAUGUUUAUUGAUGGAGGUCUAAGCUGCUUUAAUGGCUCUGUGCAAGAUCAAUAGAGGGCAGUAUGCAGCAUUUUCACAAGUGAAAUCAGAGUUUAAAGCUAAUCACAAUAUCGUAUUUAUGACAGAUUUUUCAUAUGAAAAUGAGAUUUAUAUAUGAACUUCUAUCCAUUGUCAAUCUGGUAAACCAUACAAGUAAAUUUCCCAAAUGAAACAGAUAUCAAUUUAUGUACUGGAAUUAAU